UAAUCAUAAUUGUAAAAAAAAUAUAACUUGGAUUGCCCAGAUUAUUUUACUCUCCUCCUUUUAUAUAUACACUUACAUUCCAUAGAUAUAACACCCCAAUAGUCUAGCUAUCUCAUCCGUUUUCUAUAGCAUCACAUUUUAUCUUUAAGAAAAUGUGUGUUGAGUUUAAGAAAUGGCUGAUUGCAGUGUGCAUGGUCACUGUGCUAUGCUUUUACAGUGAAACUAAUGCUCAACCUCAAGUUCCAUGUUACUUUAUUUUCGGAGAUUCUUUGGUGGACAAUGGAAAUAACAAUGCAAUUGCGUCGUUGGCUAGAGCUAACUAUUAUCCUUAUGGUGUCGAUUUUCCUGAGGGGCCAACAGGAAGGUUUUGUAAUGGUAAAACUACGGUUGAUGUCAUUGCUGAGCUGUUAGGGUUCGAUGAUUACAUCACACCUUAUUCACAAGCAAGGGGUCAAGACAUACUCAGGGGUGUGAAUUACGCGUCUGCAGCUGCUGGAAUCAGAGAAGAAACGGGGCAGCAGCUGGGUGGCCGUAUUAGUUUCAGUGGGCAAGUAAAUAAUUACAAAAACACUGUAUCCCAAGUGGUAAAUUUACUCGGAGAUGAAGACGAGGCAGCCAAUUAUCUGAGCAAGUGCAUAUACUCAAUCGGACUGGGCAGCAAUGACUAUCUUAACAACUAUUUUAUGCCCACAAUUUACUCUACUAGCCGCAGAUACACUAUUCAACAAUAUGCAGAUGUUCUUCUCCAGCAAUAUAGGCAACAACUGGUGACAUUGUAUAAUUAUGGAGCAAGAAAAUUCGCGUUGGUUGGAUUAGGCCAGAUCGGGUGUAGCCCGAAUGAACUGGCGCAGAACAGCCCUGACGGGACAACAUGUGUACAAAGAAUAAAUCUCGCGAAUCGGAUCUUCAACAAUGGACUUAGAUCACUAGUGAAUGUUCUCAACCGAAACCAACCUGAUUCAAGAUUUACUUUUAUCAAUCCUUACGGGAUGUUCCAGGACAUAAUUGCUCGUCCUGCAUUUUUCGGUUUCAGCAAUACGAAUUCAGGGUGUUGCGGUAUAGGAAGAAAUAAUGGGCAAAUUACAUGUCUUCCGCUACAAAGUCCGUGUGCUAACAGGGAUGAAUAUUUAUUCUGGGAUGCUUUUCAUCCUACUGAAGCAGCUAAUGUGAUCAUAGGGAGGAGAUCAUAUGCUGCAGAGUCUGCAACCGAUGCGUAUCCGUACGAUAUCCGCCAUCUAGCUCAGCUCUGAUGAGAUUUGUCAAGAAUGCUUAUCUGAAUUAUAUUGCAGGUGGAAGUUAUAUAUAUUUAGGUGUGAAUGUUAAACAUAUACUUAUGAAUUAUGAUUAUGUAUGCUUUGCAUUGUUUUAGAAGUGUGAUUAAAUGUGUCGUUGGCUUUAUAAUUUUUUUUCUUUUGA
Messenger RNA from Daucus carota subsp. sativus, 1416 nucleotides. Its product is annotated as GDSL esterase/lipase At5g45670-like. Gene Ontology annotation, molecular function: hydrolase activity, acting on ester bonds. The transcript has 5 exons. The record is from RefSeq and is a predicted model, not a curated record. Lineage: Eukaryota; Viridiplantae; Streptophyta; Magnoliopsida; Apiales; Apiaceae. The coding region runs from base 153 to 1250 and encodes 365 amino acids.